GUCACAUAAUACUCUACUUGUUAGUUUAACGUUAUUGUAGUUUAGAGCUCACAGCAAAAUCUUUGCACUCAUGAUCAUGGAAAAAUCUUCAAAUCAGAAAACAAUUUCCAUUAUUGGUGGUGGAUUGGUUGGAAGCUUAAAUGCUUGUUUUUUUGCUAAGAAUGGAUUCCUGGUUGAACUUUAUGAGGCAAGAGAAGAUAUAAGAACAGCCAAAAGAGUCAGUGGAAGAAGCAUUAAUUUGGCAUUGUCAUACAGAGGUCGGCAAGCUCUCAAAGCUGUUGACUUAGAGGAUAAGAUUGUGGCCAAUGGCAUUCCUCUGCGAGCAAGGAUGAUUCACUCAGUUAAGGGUAAAAGGUAUUCCAUACCCUAUGGCAAAAAAGAUCAGUAUAUCCUGUCAGUCGACAGAGCAAAUUUAAAUAAAGAACUGCUUAAUGCUGCAGAAAAGUAUUCAAAUGUUAAGUUGCAUUUUCAACACAAGUUGACUGACUGCAAUGUUGAAUCUGGUAUGUUGGUGUUUAAAGGGAAGCAGGGCACUGCAAAGCAUACACAUGCAGAUUUGAUUGUGGGAUGUGAUGGUGCCUUCUCAACUGUAAGAAAACAAUUUAUGAAAAAAAUACGCUUUAAUUAUAGCCAUGUAUAUAUCCCUCAUGGAUACAAGGAAUUGACAAUUCCUCCUAAAAAUGGAGAGUUCGCCUUGGAACCUAACUAUUUGCACAUAUGGCCAAGAAAUACAUUUAUGAUGAUUGCAUUGCCCAAUUUGGAUAAAUCUUUUACAUGCACUCUGUUCAUGUCAUUUGAAGACUUUGAAAAACUUUCCAAAGCAGAAGAAGUACUAGACUUUUUCAAGAAACAUUUUCAAGACUCCAUACGUUUAUUUGGACAGGACAACUUGAAAACAGAUUUCUUCCAGUUGCCACCACAAGCCUUGAUCUCUGUUAAAUGUUCUACAUUUUGCUUGGACAGUAAAUGUGUUAUAAUGGGUGAUGCAGCCCAUGCUGUUGUGCCUUUCUAUGGACAAGGAAUGAAUGCUGGAUUUGAAGACUGCCUUAUAUUUUCUGAAUUAAUGGAGCAAUACAGCGAUGAUUUCAGUAUCUGUGUUCCUGAAUUUUCCCAAAUUAGGGUGCCUGAUGCUCAUGCAAUUUCAGAUCUGGCCAUGUACAAUUACAAGGAGAUGAGGUCCCAUGUGAACUCUAAGUGGUUUCUUUAUCGAAAAUAUAUAGACAGCACUCUGCACAUGUUAAUGCCAUCUACUUUCAUUCCUCUUUACUCAAUGGUAACAUUCACUAGGAUACAAUACCACAAAGUUGUCCUCCGCUGGAAGUGGCAAAAUAGGGUUAUAAAUGCAGGACUUGUGUCAUUUGGUUGUGCAAUGAUGUGCUGUGUCACUUACCAGCUAUUAAAAAAUCUGCCUCAUAUCAAAGAAACGUUUACCCAACUUGCAUUCCACUUGCCAACAGUUCGUUUCCUAUCCCUGCCUAACUUCGAUUUCACAGAAGUUCUUUAAGGAGAUAUUUUCUUGAAAGAUCAUCCAAAAUUGGGUCUGGGCUUCAGUCUCCAAACUGCUAAUUGUCAUAAUUUUAUAAAAUGUUUAAAAAAAAAUUAAAUAAAAAUAUUCUGAAAU
This is a messenger RNA of Bufo bufo (common toad), 1621 nucleotides long. RefSeq names its product kynurenine 3-monooxygenase (gene KMO). Bases 71 to 1504 code for a protein of 477 amino acids. The transcript has 15 exons. Gene Ontology annotation, biological process: NAD+ metabolic process; L-tryptophan catabolic process; quinolinate biosynthetic process. NCBI's taxonomy places the organism in Eukaryota, Metazoa, Chordata, Amphibia, Anura, Bufonidae. Gene Ontology annotation, molecular function: kynurenine 3-monooxygenase activity; NAD(P)H oxidase H2O2-forming activity; FAD binding. Gene Ontology annotation, cellular component: mitochondrial outer membrane. The record is from RefSeq and is a predicted model, not a curated record.